This is a messenger RNA of Arachis stenosperma, 15439 nucleotides long. RefSeq names its product putative ATP synthase protein YMF19. Gene Ontology annotation, cellular component: membrane; mitochondrion. The record is from RefSeq and is a predicted model, not a curated record. The transcript has a single exon. The coding region runs from base 8572 to 9054 and encodes 160 amino acids. Lineage: Eukaryota; Viridiplantae; Streptophyta; Magnoliopsida; Fabales; Fabaceae.
GAAGAAAAAUCUUUCAGUAGGCUAAUCUUGACAGUUUCCAUUUUCUAUUGAGAAAGCGGCAGGCCCCAAGAGCACUCCAAUAAGUGCACCGAAAGGGCUGCCGUCCGAUGGGUACACUAUCGACAGGUGUGUCUGGUCUAGUCUAGUGACUCUCUUCCUACCGCUAGGAGUGAAAGACCCUAUUUCACGCCUAUAGACGAAAUCUGUCAUACCCACUCACAUUCUUUCUAGUGAAUAAGCAGCGCCGGGCUUGGUAUGGAUACGUAUCAUCAAAGCUUCGUUUCCUUUGUUCGCCCCGUUCUAGUUCCCUUUUUUGGCUUUAUUUUAGCCCACAUUGAUCAAUAAGAAUAGCAGUCGUAUAGGUUAGCGCUUCCUUGCUUGCAUCCUUUCCUCUCUUUCUUAAUGAAAUAGAUAUAGAUGUCUCGACUGCCGAAUCCGUAUCCUGCAAACAACUCGAUUCUGUUGAUUUACUGUCCAUUUGUCCUUCAACCGGAUUAAUGGUCAACGACUUUGACAGCCUUUCCUUCACACAAGGUUUUGAAUCCCGCUUAGGACAGAAAGUGAGAGCCCGAGUUCACUAUUUAGAUUGAGGCCAUACUCGGAUAGAGAAGCCAGUGAUUAAGUUACUGACUUUCCUGACCAGAGAAAGAAGUAAGCAGAAAGCUCAUCUUCUUUUCUUGGUCUUGCUAUUGACUUAGACCUCGGUACAGAGAGAAUUCAAGAGAUUGAUGAUUGAAGUUCAACAGAAUGUAGGAUAAAGAAAAAGAAGUAGUUAAGGAUGGAAUUCGUUUUGGUCAGAAGUCGUAUGCCAAAGUAUGGUUGCAGAGCAGUCUUGAAUUGAUUGACUCGAAGCGAGUCAAAGGUUGCUGGUUUUGUUCCAGCUUUGUCAGAUUAGGUAGGCAAGCAACAAAUCUCAAGCAAGCUUUGUUGAAUCCCGCAGUCUGGCAGAGAUGAAGACUUCGAAAUUGACUUAAACGUCCUGGUAAUACUAAUUUCAAUGACAUAUUUUGCAAUCAUAUGAGGAUGAGUUUUCUUUUCGGUUCAUGGUCCGGUGAGAUUGAGGUUUUAGUUAGACGUAACCAAGUUAAACGGACUUGCUUCCAAAGGCCUUACCUUACAGCUGCUAGUAAGAUUUGUAACUUACAGGGGAGCUACUGAGAAAGUCAAGUCUCAAGUCAACGGAAAGAGAAUUUGGAUUCUACUGAGCAGGAUAAAGCGGCAUACAAUACAAAAGGAGCUCUAAAGUAGUCCAAGGUAAAGGCGUAGAUCCGUAAUAAGUCUAUUCAGUAUUGGAUUGAAUUCCUCUAUUUCUAUUUCAUUCAUCACAGGGUCAGAAGCAGAUCGAAUUCUUUGUCUGGUUAUUAGUCUUAUCGAGGAGAGUGAAUUGACUUCCAGGGUCAGUCACGAACUAUAUUCAAUAGCUAUUGACUCAAACGCUGGGAUUGGAAUGCUUGACUUGCUUUCAAAGCCUUUCUAGGCUAACUCUUCACUAGGCUAGCGAAGGAACUUACAUUAGGGCAACAACUCCUGACUCGAGGGGGUAUGGAAUGACUUAUAUAAUAUAAGAGAUCUCUCUUAGGAUACCCCACGGAGAGGGAAGAAGGCUAGUUAAUCAGCUUCGGGAAAGAAGGAAGCAAGCGUUCCAAGCGAAGCAAAGGAGCCAAGCCUAUUGAUUCACCUGAGGACGGUUGCUAGCACGACUUAUGGCUUUCUAAUCUCUUUCUUUCCCCUCGCUUGAGAGCUUUCAGUUUAUGAAGGUGAUCCAUAAAUAAUGGAAUUCGAUGCAGCUUCGAAGAUGCUCUUUCCCUAACGAGUCCCCUAUACAUCCUGAUCGCUUUCAACUUCCAGACUUUCUUACUUUCUUUCAACUCAAUCACAGUACGGGCUUGUAUCCAAAGAGAAUGACUUAAGUCUUUCUCCUCUCAAUCACCUCCUACAAGUAUCCUGAUGUGUGAACGGAUUUAUCAAUCUAUAAAUAAAAGAAGGUCGGGCUUUCGUAGCAAUAGAAUGAGUUACCUCGGGAUUCUCAAUCUUAGGAAUCCGCAACUCUUUCUAAGACUAGGCCUGCCUUAGCGUAAGCCUUUAGAGUGAGUAGCUUUUUAGUUACGGUUCUUGUUUGCUACCAAUUGGGUGUUGAAAUGGAUCAGCCUAGGGAAGAUCAAUUGGAUCUCUUAGCCGUAAACAUCUUCUCUUAGAAGAAAUUCCUCAGUCUUCCCUACUGUUCCUGUGAGGAGGCGGUAGUUGGAUGAGAUUUUAUAGUAUCUUAUCGGACAAUGGAGAUGAUUUGAUUCUAUGGCAUUUCGUCCUUCGUAGCUGAUUCAAUAGCAAUAGUCAGUUCACGGAUCAAGUAGAAUCUUAUCUUUUCAAUGGUAUAUCCUCAGAUAGAAGAAGGAAAGGAUUACCUUCAACGGCAUUUACUCAUCAGUAGCGAUCAGAUGAAACUCUUUCCUCACUAACUUACUACAGAGCCAGAUAAGAUACAGGAUAUGGUAGAUCUGGGGAUUGGCAGUGAAUCCAUGGGAGGAGAUUUCCGGCGAAUAGGUCCUAAGCCGCGCCCAGGCUUAUUGGAUUGAUUUCAAGUUAAGUUUUUCUGGAUGUUGGAAUGGAUGAAACGGAGGGGAAUAGGCUGAGAAGCCAAAAUUAACUAAUGAAGAAGAGUAAGAGUGAAGCUAGAAUUCUUGCCUGCUGCUCAAUCUACCGAAGGUAAUAAUACAAAAAAAGACUUCUGAAAGGGAGGAUUCUCCGUCAGGAACGGUUAAUAUAGGAGCGAAAUCCGAAAUAGCUAUCUUUCGUUCUCUUGUUCGCUAGAGGCUCUAAAAGGCCAAUCUGCAAUAUGAUGCCAGAAAAAGCAGUUUUCAACUAUUGAGAUCGAUGUCCGCUCCUAGAAGUAGAGCUCAAACCUAACUCUAUCAAGUCAGUUAUAAAUUCCUCUUCUUUCCAGUCGAGCAUCUUCAAACUUACUGCAGGAUUGGAUUAUCUUCUACGGCUGCUACUUCGCUUCGUCCUUAAGGCCAAGCUUAAAAGUGGCUUUCUUCUUUCAAACUUAGAGUUAGGCGCGUAAGGAAGUCCAUCAAGGACAGAAUAUAAGGCUUACAGGUCGACUAAAGUUAAUAAAGACAUGAGUCUUCUUCCAUACUCCAUAUACAGCUUAUGGCUCUACUGAAAGACUGAAAAGUCCAUUACUUCAUAUAUUAAUAUGGCUUACGGGUGAAUCUACUAGAAGAGCUCAAUUGCUAUCUUUUUGGCUGUUGUGCGCGAUAGGUCAUUCUAAGGCUUCAUUUAUUCUAGCAGCUAAAGCCCAUACAUCACAGAUAGUACCAUACAGCACAGAAGGAAAGCUUGGCAUCUGAUAGCGUUCGUGCCUUAUCCCGUUGAUGAACCCUGGUAACAUACUGAGGCUAUGACAGCCUCUGAUCGGACUAGUCCCAUUGAAUCACAUCCCAAGCCCAUUUCAUCUAUUCCCGGGGAUUCCCUUCUAUAGGCCUAGUCAGACAAUAUUAAGACUGACAGGAUUUAUAAAAUAAGCUCGAGACAUGCAAGUAUAACAGGAAGUUAUAAGCAUUGGCGAUCUGCAACUAAUAAGGCGGCUAUUAUCAGGCCUUUGAUGGCUUCUCUUUCUCCGUAAACUGUAACAUCAAUUCUUACUUUCUUUUCGGAUUGAAAGAACGUGAUAAAUGAAAUUUCAUCCUGUCGGGAUUGUAUCAACACAAAAUCUAACUAACUUGUUUCUCAAGCUAUAAGUCUUAUAUUUUUCUGGCUUCUGACUGAUUAAUGCUAUAGUCUUCGGUAGCUCUGACUUAGACUUCUUUGCUCUUUCUUCCUUAGCAAAGAGGAACCCAAACCUAUCUGAGGUCAAGCCCUGUAACUUCUAAUCCUACUUCUCAUACUACCUUAAGACUCAGGCUUGUACCUGCUAGCCCGUAUACCUGAGAGGAGGAAGUCCGAGACUCUCCUUAGGAUUUACCCGCUAACUAAAUAGAAUGAACUCUUCAGGACUGACGUGUAACUCUAAAUCAAACAGAGUUGAGAAAAGAAGAGGCUUUCAGAGCCCAUUGCUACUUCCGAAGUAACUUAGCCCGUUAAGAUAGAGUUAGAGCCGGACAGAAGACGUAGCUACCAAGAGCCGGAGAGUCCCUGAGGAGAAGAGAGGACGCUUUCUCCGAGCCUAUUGAGAUGUUAGCUGCUAAAGGAGUUUACUAAGGCUGCAACUUCCUAUGCUGCUGUAAGGCCUUGAAAAGAGUAAGAAAGACGAAUCUAUGCAUAAUUAGGAAUUUCAAUUAGUCUUCCUCAGGCCUUGCCUCAUAAGUAGCUUCUUCUUUUCUACGUAAUUUCCUCAGUAAUACUGACGGUGGAAGAUAAGGCUUUCGGAAUUGAUUAUUAGGGCGUGGUAAUAGAUUAAAGAGGUAUUGGAAAAUCUUACCACGGAAGGAAGAGAUAAGGAAUCCCUAGCUUUUGGAAGUGAAGAAGCGGAUAAAGUAGAAGAAAAUCUGCUACGGCAAAAGUCAGACUUAUGGGGGAAAGGAGAGAAUAGGCUUUCAGAUAGGUUGCUUUUCCUUCUGACUGAUUAAUGCUUUCGUAAGUCAAUAGAAAACGGAUGCUAGCAUGCUCAACCUUAUCAUUCACAGGACGGGAUUCCUAAAUCCAUCUUACUUGUUGCUCGGGUUAUGACUUAGACUUCAUUCCUGAUGCUGACUUCGUCAUGCUCCAGCUUUCUAAGUCUGCUCCUUCGAUUUAUUUUAUUAAUGGCUCUAAUUUCAUGUUUGAGGAGUUCAGUGAGCAAUCCAAUUUUGGCAGUAAGACUAUCAAUAUAUCAUGUCAACAAAGAAAACUUAGAACUUCUCACCUCAUUCUAAGGAUGGGAUUGCAACUAAAGAGAAUGAGCUAUCUCCAGAUUAUAGACCAUUUCUCGCUUUCAGCUAUCCUUUAUAAAGUAGCAUUUCUUUCCAGGCUUGCAACUCUCUUUCCCACCUUUUUAAUAGAUGCAUUAAGGACUUAUAGUUAGAUAUAGGAUGCUAGCUGGUCUGUCCUCAGGGAGGGCUUGAACAAAAAUAGAAACUAUAGGAUAGGUUUGAAACUAAUGAGAUCGAAGUUUGCACCUUUUCUUUCCUCAGUAAAUUCCUAGGGGGAAGAGAGUAAGGAAAGCAAAACAAACAGAUAGGGAUAGCUGAAAGCUAAACUAAAGUCUAUUAUUAAGUUGAAGUUAUAGUGGAGUAAAGAUAAGCCGUAGAAUCGAAAGAAUCGAAGAAGCUACUUGACCUUGCAGGGCUGACUAUCAUUCCAGAUGGCGAUAAAAAAGGAUAGUCUCAAGUCAUGCCUCUGAUCUCUAUUCCAGCUUCUUAUCUAGGCUUCCUUACCGGGUAAUCUAUUCCCAUUCCCAGGGCAGAUAAAAAAAAAAGUCAAGAAAGAAGUCUUAACGUGUUCGUGUCUUCCGAGGAAUAGAAGAUAAGAUUCUCCUUUCCUGUAUCUGCUAACUGAUCAGUUGGCUCUGACUGCCUCUUCACUGACUAUUCCCCGGGAAGUUAGGGACGAAGUAGCAGAAGUUGCAGCCGUAAAAGCCUUAGAAAGUAGUGCAAGGAUUGACUGAAAACAUCCUAUAUUGGAGUGGACUUAGGGCUUUCGGCGAAUGAGGAAAUAUUGAGGUUUGACUUAGCCGUCAAGCUAGCUAUUGAGCUAUUCACGUAUGACGCUCCAUGGUAAGGUAAUCCGAUCCUUUAUCAGCUAGAGGCAAAGCAUCAGUAGAAAGAAGCAAAUUAACUACUUCGCAGGAGAAGCCUGAAAAUGGAGUCCUGGACUCUAUAGUAGCUGAUUUGAAGUAUGUCAUUUCCCUUCCUUCAUCACAUCUGAGAGUUAAGUCAGUCAGAAUUGAUGUUGUAGAUUAAGACUGAUCUGUAGACUGAGACGUCCGGAUUUCAGUCUUUCUUUACUUAUUCUAGGGCCAAGCCCAAUAUAACUAAUAUAUCUAUUUAUAUCUGCCUGUAUAUGAACCCCCCUGGUAAGAUACUUAUGAAUCUCCUCAAAAGGACUAAAGCUAAGCCAGCAGUUGCAGUUCUGUCUGACUAUUCAGAAGCUGAUGUCACUAGUCCCGCCUCUCUUGACUCAUCUUUCUUGCUUUUUAUGCUUUCGCCUGCUUUCUCUUCAAAGGAAGUAAGGAGUCUUAGUGCAUUCGCGUCUCACAUCAUAUGGGAGAUUCUCACAUUCAUCUCAUCCAAAGCCGGUGAAUCCAUUCUUCAACCCGUUGAUUCCUUUGAUUGAGCAGCUGUCAAAAGGCAUUCGCAUCUUCUUUCAAUUCAAUCUUGAGAGAUGAAACUUGGUGGUCCACUAGGGCUUACUAAUUUUAUUUACUUAGACGGGAUCUACUGAUAAAGAAGAAAGACCUCUUGAAGCCUUUGUGACCGAUAAGACCGCGGUCACCGCACUCUCCAUAGGGAAGUGUUGAGGUCGGAUAAGUUUCUCUCCACCAAGUCCAAUCUUUAGGAAAAGCGUAAUGAAAAAAAACCAAGAACCUAAACCAUUAGAGGGCUCGGAUCUCAAUUGCCCAGUGAUUCCAUUCCAUAACUUAAAAGGUAGGAAAGACAGUAGUUAGAAAGUAAAGCAUUGAUCCCUAGAAAUUCAGGAGCAGCAAAUCAGUCAUAGGAAGAAGCCAAAGCGGAAAUAUGAAAUGAAAGCUUUCGACUCCGCUGGAUCUCGUAUUGAUUUCUUCCAAGUCUAAAUUGCGUAUAUUAGAGGCGUCGAUUCAAUGGAAGUCUAAUCCGCUACUUCUUCUGCUAAGCUAGGCAAAGGAGUAAGAAUAAUGAAAGGAGGAGCUAAGUCAUUCUACAAGCCGUGAUGCUUUCAUCUUUCUUAGUCUUUACACGACCUUACCUAGGAAAGGUUAUUGAAAGCUAGGAGUCAGUUUGAUAUUCUAAUAAUCCCAUCCCGAUCCGCUGUGAUUGAGUAUAAUGCAUUGGCAAAGGCAGCUAGGUAAGAAUAGCGCUUGAAGAGCUAUAGACGUUAUAGUAUAGCCUACAUGGUAGGAUUAAGUGUUAGGCGGAAAUCUCAUAUUCACAAAGAGUUAGGUCUCUAUCCCUGAACAGACUGAGUUCAAGAAGUGAGAAAAUUUCCCGCCGGCCCUCUUUUGAGGUCGAGACCAAGCAGGGGAAAGUGCCUUCUUAUCUUGAGUAGUGGGGAAAAAGCUUACAUUUGUUGAAUUAGGGGCCUCUUGAACAGCCAUUCACUUUCACUGGCUUAUCUGCCCUUCUAACGGAAGAAUCUCCUGGCCUUACUGGCAUGACUGGAAUUUUACUAUCUGUCUGCACCUUAGUUUGGUACUAGUGGACUAUUCAAUUCUAACUGACCUGACAUUUCGAUCAAAGUUUCCUAUAGUAUGAUCCUAGGGGAACCCCUUUUUUACUAAAAAGAGGAAAGCAUAUGACGUAAAAGACAAGUCAAGCAUAAUCUAACUUUUGCUAAACGAGAGCUCCUAUGUUCGGCUCUGUUCUUAUUCUUGUUAUCUUCCUUUUUUCUUUUUCACUUUCCUUCCACCAGAUUGAAACUUACCUCUCACAAUCCACUUAAGAAGGCAGUUAGAGGAACGACAAGAUAGCAAGCGAUAUCGCUGUUCAUAGUGAACAAUCUAUGCUUCUCUAUCAACCUAGCCUGGAAUUAUUGCAGUGACUCUGUUCCGGUUCUAUAUGCCAGAUCUCUCUAUCUGCUUGGUUCAUUGUAAAAAAAAGCCUUUCCGAGUGAACUUCGCCCUUAACUUGAAGGCUAAGCAGCCUUUUUUUUCGCUUUGUCUUUUUCCUAUCUUCUCUCUUCAAUUGCCGAGACCCAUACAUACAAAGGUCUAGGUAGCUCAUCUCCUUCUUCAACUCCAUCCCCGUAAGCUGAAGGAAGGACGGGAUUAAUUGAACUCAGUCUGACUUGUUCCCUGGGAUUGGAUGUCUUUUGCCAAGUGAAUUAGAGAGGCGGAUCCUCUUUGUACGCUAUUUGCCUAUCUUUCUUUUUGUGUGGGUGCCACAGAAUGGGCGAACAUCACCAGAGAGCAGGGCCAGAUCUUGAUGUAGAUAGGAGUUUUCAAGCUGAGGGGGCUGACAAUUCUGUUGGUGUGAAGUGAGCUCUAAGCCUAUCACUAUCAGCUCUUGGCUUAUUCUAAGCUGUUACAUUCAUAUGUAAGAGUUAUAAACUUUUUGUAGUCCUUAUGCUAAUAUUAUUUAUCUGAGCAAACUCAAUUCUUGAAAGAAAUUACAUAGAUAGAGCAGUACGCUCUGAUCUUGACAGCUUUCAUUUUCGAUUGAAAAAGUGGCAGACCUAAACUCCAAUAGUGCACCGAAAUGGGGUCGGAGAGUCGGUAAUCUUAGAUUGGCUAAGAUCGAAUGGAACUGUCUUUGAGGAAAGAGAGAUAUAGAAAGUGUGCAGUGAUUGAAUUGUAGUCAGUCUUCACUUAACUCGACCGCCUUUCGACUCCCAUGUUUUUCUUUGGUCAACAACAAAGCACAUCUCCGUUUUGUUCUUCAUUCACAACUCCUACAGGCUUGCUUUUAACCAUACCUGGUUCAGUCUGUAUGGAGGGAAUUUCUUUUGUCUGAAUCAAUCAUGCCUCAACUGGAUCAAUUCACUUAUUUCACACAAUUCUUCUGGUUCUGCCUUUUCCUCUUUACUUUCUAUAUUCCCAUGUGCAAUGAUAGAGAUGGAGUACUUAGGAUCAGCAUAAUUCUAAAACAACGGAACCAACAGGUUUCAAACCAGGGGAACAAAAUCCGGAGCAACGACCCCAACAGUUUGGAAGAUAUCUUGAGAAAAGGUUUUAGCACCGGUGGAUCCUAUAUGUACUCUAGUUUAUUCGAAGUAUCCCAAUGGUGUAACGCCGUCGACUUAAAGGGAAAAAGGAGGAAAAUAACUUAUAUCUCUUGUGUCGGAGAAAUAAGUGGCUCACGAGGAAUGGAAAGAAACAUAUUCUAUUUGAUCUCGAAGUCCUCAUAUGGCGCUUCUUCUUCCAAUCCUGGAUGGAGGAUCACUUGUAGGAAUGACAUAAUGCUAAUCCAUGUUCCACACGGCCAAGGAAGAAUCAAAAAAUAAGAAAGGUUAUCGAGAUUCUCAAUCGCUCUUUUAGUAGAUAGUGGGAAAUGGGGCUCCCAGGCCCCCCAUGCUGCCAGACUUGAAUGAGCCCUUGCUCCCCGAUUUGAACCAACCGCUCGAACCACCAGAGGAACCCUAUCAACCAAUCUUUCCUCUGGUUGGAAGUCUUUCCGGGGAAGACCAACGAGCAGUUGACCGCCUAAUUUCACUAGAAAAUCUCCUUGUCGUAAAGGCGACGCACAUGUUGCGUUCGCUUCAUUAUACGCCCAUCGAUUCUGAUGUUAAGUUUGUGCUAUCGGCUUUUCUAGUUGAUUAUCCAUCUAGUGAUGCCUACCAAAGCCUACUCCCACACUUUCUUCCUAUGGAACCCCCAUCCCCUAUCUUUCUACAAUUCUGAGAGGAUUGGGAAGCCUUUAUAACACCAACAUCCACAGAUUUCCUUUCAAAUAGAAUAUUUUUUUGGGGGGGUUCCUUAAGGGAGGGGGCAGGGCUUUAGAGGAGGAGUGAGGACCCGACUAAUGGGAAUCAAGACCCCUAUCUCAUAGGGGACCCUCUUGGAAAAAUCUUUCUUUCUUGAUGAAUGAUAUGGUUUUCCAUAAAUCGAUAUGAAUGGAGGAUGCCUCUUGAACUUCUUAAUCCAAGUUCCAGUGGUGGGCAGUCGGUGCGCUCUUUCUUGAUUAACUUGGGUAAAAAUGUCCGGAUGAACUACAUAUGGUCUGAUACCUAUCUUCUUGUUGAGUUGGAGUGGUAGGUUAUGUAGGCGCUCGAAAUUGCUUCUCACUAGACAAGAUGGUACAGCAAUGAGGGUUCGACCCAUUUCUAUUUCCGGCAAAAAAGAAAAGAAAGUUGCAGACCUGCUUACAUUAUACAUUUUAUUUUUUUUUAGAGUGAAGUGAGCUCAUUCAGACAGGGAGGGCGCACGAACGGAAGGAUAAAACUGUCUUAAUUAAACCCUUAGGAGAGUGCAGUGAACAAGCAAGGAUACAGAAUGAGAUAAGACAGUUACCGAACAAUAAACCUUAUAUGAAGUACUGAAUGAGUACUAAGAGUGAGACAGAAACCUAUCAAGUUACCCACUUCCAUCAGAAAAUCUACGGUGUGGUGUAGUGUAGCAAUGCAUUGGAAGUAUGGGUACUCUAAUCCCAAGGGCAAUCUUCGUGAGCUUGUUAUUGUAGGGAUUCCAAUUUGGACUCCAUCUCUGAGUAGCAAUACAGUGCCCAGCAACAACCCAUGGACCAUCGUUAAGUAUCUUUUGACGCAGUUGUUUUUCCUCUGUUCUAAUAACAUAAUAACAUAGUAGUUUAAAGGAAGAUCCAUAAGCUCGAAAUCUGGUGCACCCCAAAGCCAUAAUCGUCUAUCUUUCAGCUCAUAAAGAUAGAAUCGUCUACCUAGUGGUUUAAUGACAAUGGCAUCCUAGGCAUAUUUGCUUCCAUCUUUCAUCUGGAAUAUCAAUUCUGGGCUGCUUCUCUAUUCUUUUCUUUUGUUUCUCUGUAUAUACUGGAGCCAUAGCCUUCUCUUCUUCCAACCAGUUGAAGUCUUUGUCAACUUCCAUUGGUUCAUGCCCCAGAAGUGAAGCACGAUAUGAGAUUUGCGUUGGCUUACCCUUCUCAUAGGGCUUUAUGUUCUGCUGCCUGAGUUUUCUCUUGACUGUUCUCACUUGUAUUCUCCUCAUUCACCGUACUCUGUUCUUUCAUAGGAGUGGUCGUUGGUUUCAGAGGCACUCGAGAGCUUCUCUCACUAACUUUCUCUCUCCCUUGGUGGAUUCUUAUUCAUUUCUUCUUUUUAUGAACAAUCACCGCCGUUGGAAUUGUUUAUAACCAAACAGCUUCAUUGUUGCUGUCAGCUUGCCAAACCAGACACGUAGAGAUUGCUUCAGCCCGUACAAUGACUUUCGCAGCUUACAAACUAGAUUUCCACUCAUGGAUUCAUAUCCAGCUCCAGGUGGCAGAUCCAUAUACACUUCCUUCUCCAGGUCUCCGUUGAGAAAAGCAUUCAGAACAUCUGGCUGCAUUAGAGGCCAGCUUCAAUUCACAGCUAGGGGGAGCAGUAUUCGAAAGGUAUUAAUCUUUUCUACCGGUGCGAAUGUCUCAUCAUAGUCUUCACCGUACUUCUGGGUGUAGCCCUUAGCAACUAACCGGGCCUUAUAUUUAACUGAGUACCAUUUGAUGAGUAACUGAGAACAAGGGGGAGGGAUGUAGGGUACCCUAAAAGUCUUUCCUCUCGCUUCGCUCGAGACCUAAAGCCCUUCGCCACUGCUUUUGUUUUUAAUAUAGUUGCAAGUGAGUCGACGGAUAGGGAAAAUUCUAUUACACUGGCGAUAUCAUUAGUAUUCCCUGUCUGUAAGGAAAGCAAAGAAAAGGUCACAGUACCUCGCUCUUCUCUCUAUCAUAGAAAGAAAGAUCUCCCCAGGUAAUGAGAAGCCCUAAGUAAGUAGCUGUCUAAGAAGAGUAGGAACCCUCAGGAUUAGAAUAAAAGGGAGUGAGCUUAAUCCUCAAGCAAGAGGUCUCGGAUCCAACUCGUGAGAAUGGAGGUGAAGCUUGAAAGCUGAAGCAAGGCUUCCUUGCCCGGUAGCUUCGCCCGUAUCCCAAUCAAUCCAACCGAUCCUGAUGCUGAAUUUCCUCAAUUCCAUCGCUCCCUUCCUUCUCCUUCGAUCAAAGCUAUACCUGUUCCGUCGGUGAAAAGAACUACCAUUACCCUAGCCUAGCUACAAGCUUUUCAAGUUGUGGGUUAAAUGGUGCAAGUUUACUGAGGAUUGGGAGGACGGCUAUUAGCAGCAGAGACCCUUUAGCCCCAUUCAAGCAACUCUUUGCUCGUAUUGAACUAUCACCUCAAUGAAGCAUAAGCAGUCCUUCUUAGGUCCUGUUGCAGUUUCAAUUGCUUCAAUUUCGCUCCUCUUCACAGAACACCUUGGCAGUCCAGCAUUUGCCUUCCCCGUUGUGGAUUGCGUCAACCAACCCAGUGUAAUUAAAGUUCUUGAUCACAUUGUAUGGCCCAUCAUGGAUUGAUUUCAACUUCCAUGGUGUAUCCACCAUUGUUUAUCAGGAUUUUCAAUUCCUCUGUCCACAUCGCAGCAUUGUGGAUACAUCCCGAGCAUUCACCUGGAAACUUCCAGCGCCUAUGCAAGCAAUCACUCGCUUCUCAGGAAAAGCCAGUGCAUAACCAAGUGUUGCACCAACAGACCAUCCGAUUGAUCCAUAUUGCAUUUGGAACUCAUACCCACAACUCUUUGGCAGCUUCAGCUUCUGGCAGUUAAACCAUGAAUACCCUGUCUCAGCAAUUACAGCGGAUUCACUAGACAGCAUUUUUUGUAUAUGUUGAAACAGAACAUUAACCCUCAAAGGUUGGUUCCUUAGGUGCAGCCUUCAAUGGUUGGCCCUUCAGGAACAUAUAUCCUGUGGUAGUUUUCGUAAGAAGGAAGUUUCGUUAUGCUUGAGUCGCUUAGCUAGCGCCCCUAGGAAAUACCUCAUCAGCACACACCCAAAAGCGGGGCCAUUACCAAUCACAACUCGUUCGGGCUUCACAAUGAUCGCUUUGUCUUUCUUGAGAAGAUGUGAAUACCCCACAGAGCAGUAAUCAUUGAAGAUAGGUCUGGCGAACAAGUAUGCAUCAGCAGAUUCCACAAUUUCGGCACAGAAAGCAGUACUCACAGCACCCCUGUAAGUUCCAAUGAAGUGGGGAUGGUUGGUGCUCCGGAACAAGUCCUUUAGCUGAUGGCAUCAGAGCCAGUGCAUAACCAGAAGCAUCAGCUAGUUCCAUAAGGGUCUGAUGAUCUGUUAAGAUGUGAUCAACCCCAACCAAAGGAGAUUCACUAGACUCGGCCAGGGAUGAAGGUAAAGCCUGGACAAUUCAACCACCCAGUCAUAUACCUGAAACAUGACACAAAACCUAAAAGAAAGUAAGUAGACAAGUCUACUUUAGGAGUGUACCAUGUUCGGCAAUAAACUGGAGGGUCUAUGAAAGCCUCCAAGCUAACUGCUUGGUCAAGUGCGACAGCACAAUACCAGUGCGGGUACUUCAGAUACUGCCUCAUCCACCCUUGGUACAGAGACCAUUCUAAGAAGUCUCCCCACCAAUAGGGUAUGGGCAAUCUUUCAUUUGUUGAAAGAAUGCCGAACGGGAACGCUGAGAAAAAGCUCUUUGCAUACGCCUUCUUCCUCCCCUACUUCUCUUUCUCCAAUAGACCCUUUUCCUCACUGACUAGGGGAUGAAUCUCUAGACAAAAAAGCUGUUCUAUAAAACACUGCUGCCACUUCCUUUUCUACCGGCUUCCUUCAGUUCUAAAGUCAAUCAAGAGGCGUUGAGUGAAGAACAGUUAAGUAGUGAAUUCCCUUAUUUCCCGCUUGUUAGCAACUUCAGUCUCAGUUCUAAUAUCAACCUGAGUAGGAUGAAUAUUCAUAUCUGGUUUGGAAGUUUUAUCUAGUAGCUCACUGUAGCUGUAGGAGCGGGCCAACGAAGCUCUGUCUCAAAGAAAGGAAGUAGCGCAGAAAGCUCAAAUAAAGGAGGGGAAAGCUUUCUAUCGCUUUACAUCUAUCAUAGAUAGGAGAUCCAUGAAUCUAUGUAAAGCUCAGUACUGAGUUCAAGGGAUGAUGGAAUUUUAUAAGACGGAGCCCUUCCACAUGAGAUGAUGUAGACUUCAAAUAAAGUCAAUACAGUCUUUCGGACACUUUCAUUAAAGUGAGACCUUGGAGGGGCUAGGCGUAAAAAGCUUACAGAGUGAGGGAUUUGCAUUUCCUUUUGUUAUGAGGUUCUUGGUAGAGAGUUACCGCUAGGUGAAGAUAAGGAUCGCGCUUUCCUAACUCCUUCUUAGGAUGAUCUUUCUACUUUCUCGAGUUGAAGUUCGAUUUAGGAAAGCCUAGCCUGUUAAUAGAGCUUCCCUAUGGAAGGAAGAUAGUGAAAGGCAACAUAAAUAGAGCAUGGAAUCCCUUUUUCUAUGGUUUCCUGCUAUCGAAAGAUGUAGUGUAGUGAAUUCACUUUCUAAAGGGAGUAAGUUAAUUGAUCCUGACUUUGUAUUAGCUUGCUAUUCCGAUCGCCUUAUAGAACUUAGGAACUCCUCCACUCCAGAUAGACUGAAUUUCUUUCUUGAUUGGUCCUAUUUUAUUUGCCUAUGCCAUGACUUAUCUUAUAGGCUGCCAGAAAUGUGGUUUUAGACUCUAGACUUUCUAAGUAAGAGCCAAGGCCAAUAGAAUGGAUGACAGAUAACAGAGGAAAGAGAUGUAGGAAUCAAAACGGAUACUGUACUCUAGAGGAAGGUUUGUCAGUAUCUAUCCUUACUUUUUUGAGAUUCGGAAAUUAAGACAAGUCUCCUCUCAUUUGCCUUUAUUAUAUGCCUGGACAACCUCUAGAACCCCAGGACUAGAAGCAAUGGCUUCCGAUUAGAGCAAAUGCCCCAAAAGCAUACUAGCCAUUGAUGUAAGAAAUCAUGUAACUACCUUGCCUGAAAUUCGAAAAUAGAUCUUAACUCGAUCUAGGCUUUCUUAAGAAAGUAAACUGCUGGGGCUAGACAGAAAAGGAAAAGCCAUUCUUCUUAGAAGCAUGACCAGGGCUUUAGAUCGUCGCAGAAUAACUUCGGGGUAUAAGUAAGAAGAGUCGAAAAGAGCCAUGAGCUAUUACAUGGAUGAAGGGUUGUCUCAUGUCAAAAGAAGUGAGCUCAUUCAGACAGGGAGGCUUAACAUUGAAAGCGGAUAUUUCUUUCGUUACGCGGACUCGAUUAGUCCGUUUUUCUAAGAGCAUGUGCUAUGCUAAUCUAUAUGCUAGCUAAGUCGGAAGUCAUUAAUGUAAUGAGUGGCUAAGUGCGCGAUGUGGCAAAGCAGCUACGUGAAGAGCAUUUAAUACAGGCGUGUACACCGGAUCUAAGGAUGCCCAGCCCAGGUCAAUUGAAUGUGCUGAUAAUGAAUUGACAUGGUGAAUUCUGUGGUUUCUGCCAGUUUUUAGUUUUUAUAUCAUUAUAGUACUUGGGUUUAUAUUAUCUACUUGGCAUAGAGCCUAAACCUGUUUUCUAUUUACUUUAGUGAGGGAAGCCGUAACUCGAUGUCCUGACUGUGCCAAGCGUCUAAUGUAAGGUAGUCCACUCGAUCGAAGGCUUCUAAUGCGGGUGAUUGAAGAGGCAAUUGCUGUUUUCUUUUUUUUUGCUGCUAAUGCUUCUCUUCUGAUAGAGCCUUUUAGUGGUUGCUUAUGUAGUUUCUGUCCUUUUAGAUCAGGUGAAAAGCUUAGCGGGGAUGAAUUGUUAUCUUUAUUGAGUUCUGUUAUCUCCUGGGGUAAGUCAGGACUAUAGUAAGAGUAAGGGGCGUACCGAUGCUUGAGUUAAUCGAUGAGCUAAGGCUGCUUAGACUUUUAGAGUUUAUCACUGACUAAGAUAUUGAUGUUGCUGAUUUCAUCCCGAGUUGAA